Molecule: messenger RNA, 4671 nt
Organism: Porites evermanni
Lineage: Eukaryota; Metazoa; Cnidaria; Anthozoa; Scleractinia; Poritidae
Source: the annotation of a GenBank genome assembly
AUGGGUAAAAGUGACACAUUUUAGCACAUCAGCUGCAUGGUCAUAUAAUUACACAGGUUAAGACAAUAAUAAUGAUGAUAAAUUUAAUUAUUAUUAAGCUUACUUUUAAAGAAUGAAAACCUGAGAUUUUUAAGUGCCUAUACACUCUUCGCCGAAAUAGGUGUAAUGAAUAAUUUCAAAAUUUUUUUCUACUCACUAGGUCACUGGGGUGGUUUCCAGCCAUUUGGUUCAGGCAGAAAAAGUACUGGUUAGUUGUUACCUUGAAUACAAAGCAUUGAUACUGAUUUCAUGGAAAAAUCGUGCAAAUUUGUGAUGGAUGAUUUUCAAUCUAGGGAUCAUGCUGCUUUUGGUGGUCUAGUGGUCUGUGCAUUAGUAAAAGGUCAUCCUAAAACAUGUUCAACCUUUAUGGUACAGGAUCAGUAUAUACAGAUUAAUAGAAGCUGGUUCAAGAAGAAAUUCGAAGAGGAAAUUAGACCAAUGAUGGACCUGUUUUUUUAAAGUUGCCAGUAAAAGAUUUGUUGUUUCUUACUUUAGGUAGAAGGCAUAAGUCAAUAACCAUUCCUCACCUAAUAUGGCAGAAAUUUCUAAAUCAGGUACCAGAAAAACGUGAAAUUUUAGUUGAAGUGGUUGCAUCGAAGAUGAAAUUCUCUUUGAAUGUUGUUUAUUUGCCCUAGGCAGCUGGUGAAUGGUUUGGAACCAUUUUGAUGAUAAGACUAUGUUAUGUUUUCAAACAGCAUAUUGAUGGUCUUUCCUUAGCUGAAAGUGCGUAUUGAUUCAUUGUUCUAACAGAUUGUUUUUAUUGGUGUUUAUUUAUUAUUUAUUUUACUUUCAGGUGCUAUAGAGGUGGGCAUUGCAACAAUGUCAAAACUGGAUAGAUCAAAUGCAGCUGAAAUCUACACUGUAGGUUUUGUUCCAUCUUAUUCACUGCCAGACAGGAGACCAAAUUCUCUGGAUCCAUUUCUUUACCCUCUCGUGGCAGAUUUGGAAAAGGCCUUUAUUGAAGGUGCUUAGAAAUACACCCUUCUUCACUUAGUAACAUGAUGAUUAUAUAGUGAAAGUCAAGGGAGGUUUUGUCAGUUAUAUUUGAAUUGAUAUUAUUUUAUACAAUAUUGCUGUGAUGCCCAGAAACCACCGGCCUUAUAUUACAGGGGCGUUGCCUACAUCUUGUAUUGUGAAUGUUAUAUCAGCCCCAUAAAUUGCAUUGGUGAAUACACAAACAUUUUUCUGUGACCUGAUGGUAUUUUUCUCUUUUAGGUAUCAAUGUCAACUACAACUGAGAGCUUCACUGUUUUCAUCCUGGAAUCAUAAAUAUUCGGCUUCUCCUUUUGCUUUGGACUGGGGACCAUCCUGCUCAAUGUGAAAUGUGCAAAUCUAAAGGUGCAGGAGGAAAGAAAGGUCGCAGGAUAUGCAAACUCAUAGGUUAGUGGAACUGUUAGGUAAACUUGAAACCAAAGAGCAGCUUAAGAAUGCUUUUCAUUCUCAUUACUUAACUACGGCAAGGCAUGUACCCCCACUAAUUUCUGCACUUAUUUCACCCUUUCAUCGGGUGAUACAAGGUGACAUACGUGUUUUCUGCUGUAACAAAAAAAAAGAAAUAGUCAGAAAGGUUGGGCUGCAAAACCAAAUUAUAUAAAGUUAUGUUGAUAUACCAUUUGACAGACCUUCUUUGUUACUUAGGUUCAUCAGCAUCUCUGAUACAAAAAGGUUAAAACAACUGAAAACUUGCUAAACAUCUACCUCAGAGGGACUAACAAUGACUGUCUAAACAUGCUAAAUAUUUAAACUGUCACUGAGAUUGUAUUUUGAUAAUAAAAUAUCAUUGAUAUAAUGUAUCUUAUCUUAACAAAUGAAAUGUAUUAUGUGUAGGAAAGUACUUGGAAGCCCAGAAGCAUUACUACUACCCAGGUUUCAGGGAACAGUUCCGAUCUCCUCCUGAGAAAAGGGACGUUGCUGAGGAAUUUCCACUCAUGUUUGAAAUUGAACGAGAAGAACGAGUGACUGUUAGAGAAAGGAGGUCCAGAGAAAGUGGCUUCUUGGGAGUAUCUCUUCUACACCGUCUCCACAGGCUCUACAAAUUUGAUGUCAUAAAGGACCUAGUUUUUGAUGUCAUGCACCUGGUGCCUCUAAACCUUGUGAAAAGGAGGUUUGAGUAUUUUCUCUCUAAUUCCUUGCUGGAUACAGAGCGACUUCAACCUGCCCUGGAAAAGAUACCAUGGACGCAAGGUACAAUGUUCAUUCAAAUCCUUGUUUGAUGUUGCUGCUCUAACAAUAUUCCUCUCAUUUACCAAUCAUUUAAAUUUACAUCAAUUUAUUCUAGUUUAUUCGAAAGAAACAACUGAUAUACUUUGAUAAAAAUAAAAUAUCAAUGAUAUAAUUUGCCUGCUUGUAAGUGUACUGCCAAUACAUGUAAGCUGUGGUCACUUUUUUAUAUAUUGGUUCGCUCUGGCUAACUUUUUCUUCCUGACUACUUCUUUUAGAUAGCAACAGUCAUGUGUCAGUGUCUUGUUUGCAUGGUCACAUUUAAACCUCCUUGCUCUUUAAAGUUGUAUUUUAUGUUUUUUUUUUUGUCAGAUGGUCUGACAAAAUAUCAGUCUUUGGAAACAGCAACAGUUAUUAUACUGUAACUUUCAGAAGUACACUCAUCUGGCCAAUCUGACAAAAAAAACUGAUACAGAGGUCUUCAAACCAUUUUUUAUCAAUUAGUUACUUGGUGGUAUUUUUUCUUCAGAGCACAGGUCAAGUGGGCUCCCACUGGACAUAUCAGAAUGAAAUUCUGGAAAGGUAAUUAUCUCUCAAACCAUUCCUGUUUGAUUGGGAGUGGGUAAUGGAAGACACACCAGACCUUAACCAAGUUUCUGUAGCAUAAAGCUAUUGAGAGUAUUACUACUCCUCCCUGAAUGAGAUGCUAGUUUCCUUGUACAUGUAGGGAUACUCAGUAUGUUGCUGCUACCCAUUUUAUACGCCUUGGUGAAGAGAGAGAAAGUGGGGCAAAGUUUCUUGUCUAUAGAAACAACAGAACAGCAGAGAUGGCAUAUUUGUCUAAAUGUCAUUGGUCUCCCUAGGGAUACUGUUGAGUCACUUGUAACUAGGCGUCAGAAUUUGACGAGGAAAGAAUUUAAACGUAUCCUAGAAUCUGAAGCACAUCCUUGUAAACGUUUUUUAGAAAUCAUUUAUUCCUAGAGGUGCUAAUCUUAACUUAAUUUGAUAUGUAUAUAUAAUAUGUAGUGUUUUGAAUUUUUAUUGUAAUAUUACCGUAAUUCUUAUCGCCAAAGGUAAUAAAUAAAGGUUAUUAUUAUAUGAUUGUGCUUACUGUAUAGAGCUGCUUUUACUGAUGUAAUAUUUUUUUGUCUUGUUUCAGGCGAGGAAUUUCAGAAAAUAGGUUUCCCAGCCUCUGAGUUUGUUUUUGAAGGACUGUUAAGCCCCAGUGAUGCAGACAUUUGGGCACCUCUUCCCAGAAUAGUUGAGUUUAUAUUCAACUGUGGCCUUCAUGGCUGGACAAUCGAAAUGAUUGAAAAUUUUAGGCGGCUCUGUUGGAGGUACUGCAUACUUGUUGAGAAGGCUUAUGGAGAUUCUGAGUGUGUCAUAACAUUGCACUCUCUUACACAUGUACCAGAGGACAUAAUGAAGUUUGGAUCACCAGACAACUAUUAUUGCUUUCAGUAUGAGAGAGUAGUUGGCCGCUAUGUAAAACAAACAAGCAACAAAAACGGUGUUGAAAAGACCUUUGCUAGAAAGGAGUCACAAAGGGAGUUUAUCAAAGUUUGGUCACAACAAGACAAGUUAAAUGCUCUGACCUCAAAGCAAACAGGGACGUUUGAUCAAAGAAAGGUGAUCUGCACGUCCUUUUUAUCACAUUUAAAUAAUGCGGUUGUUUGAUCUACAUAGACUGAAAGUCACCCUGGUGGAGCUGUAUACCUCGACCUCGAGCAUACUGGACAGAAGCACUGACUACCUAGGUAGUUGGGGACUCCAAGUGAAUUUUAGACUUACGUACUACUACCAUAAAUGUUAUUAUCAUUACAUUUUGUUUGCAGAGGCAUGUCUGUGUGUGUGUUGGCAGGGGAACAACUGCAGAUAACAUUGUUGUAAAAAAAAUAUUAUUAAAAAGUGUAGUCCACUUCUGAUUGCUCUUUAAUUUUGUGUACCUUCCAGAUGGUCGCUUCCUCUUUGCAAGCAGCAAGGAAUCUUGUCAAAAAGUGUGAAUUUGGUAGAGACGCCACAAGAGCUACUAAUGGGGUGCUCAUUGGAAGGGGCGAGACAUCUGUUAUUUUGAGAGAUGAAGAACCUAACAUUGAAGCCUGCUUAUUUACCAACUUUGAAAUUCGAGAAAUACCUUAUCAAGCAGUAAGGUACAAGAGUGCAUAUCUGCCAUUGCACAAUGUUGAUGGUGGAGGAACUGUGUAUAAAACUAGGAAUGAAGUCAUUUUACCGCAAGCUGGCCAUGAAAUAGUCGUGAAGAUUAUCCACUUUUAUCUUCUGUGUGAUGAAACCCACCAAAUUUCUGUUGCUAUAGUGGACAGAUAUAAGAGCAGUGAAGACAGCAAUGGUGCUACAUUGAGACAUCCCCUGAGUGAUGGGAUCAUUGUUCAACCGUCCGAGACUAAUUUUUGUUUCCUUUUGAGAGACAUUAACAGGAAAGUAAUGCUUUACCCUUAUCGACUAUUUAGCUAA